Rangifer tarandus platyrhynchus (Svalbard reindeer) is the source of this 2430-nucleotide messenger RNA. The record is from the annotation of a GenBank genome assembly. NCBI's taxonomy places the organism in Eukaryota, Metazoa, Chordata, Mammalia, Artiodactyla, Cervidae.
AUGGCCAACGUCUCCAAGAAGGUGUCGUGGUCCGGCCGCGACCUGGACGACGACGAGGCGGCGCCGCUGCUGCGGAGGGCGGCGCGGCCUGGGGCGCCGGCCGGGGAGGCGGCGCCCCUGCUGAACGGGGCCGGGCCCGCUGCCGCCCGCGCGUCACCACACUCGGCAUUCUUCCGGAUCGGACAGUUGAGCAGCGUGGAGCUGGACGAUGAGCUUCUGGACCCUGACAUGGACCCCCCGCACCCCUUCCCCAGGGAGAUCCCACACAACGAGAAGCUGCUGUCCCUCAAGUACGAGAGCCUGGACUACGACAACAGUGAGAACCAGCUGUUCCUGGAGGAGGAGCGACGUAUCAACCACACGGCCUUCCGGACAGUGGAAAUCAAGCGCUGGGUCAUCUGCGCCAUGGUGGGCAUCCUCACAGGCCUUGUGGCCUGCUUCAUCGACAUCGUGGUGGAGAAGCUGGCCGGCCUCAAGUACAGGCUCGUCAAGGACAACAUCGACAGGUUCACUGAGCGCGGCGGGCUGUCCUUCUCCCUCCUGCUGUGGGCCGCGCUCAACGCUGCCUUCGUGCUCCUUGGCUCCGCCAUCGUUGCUUUCGUAGAGCCGGUCGCCGCUGGCAGCGGGAUCCCCCAGAUCAAGUGCUUCCUCAACGGGGUGAAGAUCCCCCACGUGGUCAGGCUCAAGACCCUGGUGAUUAAAGUGUCUGGCGUGAUCCUGUCGGUGGUGGGGGGACUGGCCGUGGGGAAGGAAGGGCCAAUGAUCCACUCGGGCUCGGUGAUCGCCGCGGGCAUCUCCCAGGGCAGGUCCACAUCGCUGAAGCGGGACUUCAAGAUCUUUGAGUACUUUCGCAGAGACACGGAGAAGCGGGACUUCGUCUCGGCAGGAGCUGCAGCUGGAGUGUCCGCUGCCUUCGGGGCCCCCGUGGGUGGGGUGCUGUUCAGCUUGGAGGAAGGUGCGUCCUUCUGGAACCAGUUCCUGACAUGGAGAAUCUUCUUUGCCUCCAUGAUCUCCACCUUCACCUUGAACUUCGUCCUGAGCAUUUACCACGGGAACGCGUGGGACCUGUCCAGCCCUGGGCUCAUCAACUUUGGAAGAUUCGAUACUGAGACCAUGGUGUACGUGAUCCACGAGAUCCCCAUCUUCAUCGCCAUGGGCGUGGUGGGGGGCAUUCUCGGAGCUGUGUUCAACGCCUUGAAUUACUGGCUGACAAUGUUUCGAAUCAGGUACGUCCACCGGCCCUGCCUCCAGGUGGUCGAGGCCACGCUGGUCGCCGCUGUCACCGCCACAGCCGCCUUCGUGCUCAUCUACUCAUCUCGGGACUGUCAGCCCCUGCGGGGGAGCUCCGUGUCUUACCCCCUCCAGCUCUUCUGUGCUGAUGGCGAGUACAACUCGAUGGCUGCGGCCUUCUUCAACACCCCAGAGAAAAGUGUGGUCAGCCUUUUCCACGACCCCCCAGGCUCCUACAACCCCGUGACGCUCGGCCUGUUCACCCUGGUCUACUUCUUCUUGGCCUGCUGGACCUAUGGGCUCACGGUGUCGGCCGGCGUCUUCAUUCCGUCCCUGCUUAUCGGGGCCGCCUGGGGCCGGCUCUUCGGCAUCUCCCUGUCCUACAUCACGGGGGCCGCGGUCUGGGCGGACCCUGGCAAGUAUGCCCUAAUGGGAGCUGCUGCCCAGCUGGGUGGGAUCGUGAGGAUGACGCUGAGCCUGACGGUCAUCAUGAUGGAGGCCACCAGCAACGUGACCUACGGCUUCCCCAUCAUGCUGGUGCUCAUGACCGCCAAGAUUGUGGGGGAUGUCUUCAUUGAGGGCCUGUACGACAUGCACAUCCAGCUGCAGAGCGUGCCCUUCCUGCACUGGGAGGCCCCCGUCACCUCGCACUCACUCACCGCCAGGGAGGUGAUGAGCACACCAGUCACCUGCCUGCGGAGGAGGGAGAAGGUGGGCGUCAUCGUGGACGUGCUGAGCAGCACGGCGUCCAACCACAACGGCUUCCCCGUGGUGGAGGACGCUGACGGCACGCAGCCAGCUCGGCUCCAGGGCUUGAUCCUGCGCUCGCAGCUCAUCGUCCUGCUGAAGCACAAGGUGUUCGUGGAGCGCUCCAGCAUGGGCCUGCUGCGACGCCGGCUGCGGCUGAAGGACUUCCGCGAUGCCUACCCGCGCUUCCCCCCAAUCCAGUCCAUCCACGUGUCGCAGGACGAGCGGGAGUGCACCAUGGACCUGUCCGAGUUCAUGAAUCCCUCGCCCUACACGGUGCCCCAGGAGGCGUCGCUGCCACGGGUGUUCAAGCUGUUCCGGGCCCUGGGCCUCCGGCACCUGGUGGUGGUGGACAAUUGCAAUCAGGUGGUCGGGAUGGUGACCAGGAAGGACCUGGCCAGGUACCGGCUUGGAAAGGGGGGCCUGGAGGAGCUCUCUCUGGCCCAGACGUGA